CCAAAAUUCGAAAUGGCGAAUAUCAACCAACCAGCACCAUCGCGUGUAGCUCCAACGCUGCUCGAUAUUCUUGAGCAAUAUGGCAUUUUCAACGCGCUCUGCUGUCGUUUGGACACUGCUUCUCUGUUUGCUCUUCGACGCGUUACCAAGAGUCUGCAUGGCGACUUCGCUGCUCAUGCUAAGGAGAGGUGGAAUGUCAAUCGACGCUUAAAGCACUUUGUGAAGCAUCCACAAGGUCUCCGGACGAUGAUGGCUCGUUAUAAUGCCUUGAUUUCGGGAAGCUUCGUGAUUCAGUUCUUCGAUGAUGAUUUCUGGAAAGGCUCUGAUCUUGAUAUUUAUGUUGAGAGAGAAGCAGCGGCAGCAUUUGGGACUUAUUUGGCACAGAACGAGGAAUAUCGAUUUGAGAAGUCAUCCACCAUUGAGCAUAAUUAUGACCUGUCAGGAAUAUAUAAGACCGAUACAUAUCUUCGCGGCGAAAAAGACAGUGGCAAUGAGACCAAAAUACAAAUUAUUUCAACGAGAAGUAUACCUGUUAGCUGUAUGCUAGGUUGCUUCACUAGUACUGCCGUCAUGAACUUUAUGUCAUGGAAUGCAGCUUACUCGAUGUUUCCAGAACUAACGUUCCUUGAGCCUCGCAGGCAGCUCAAACUCUGUACUGGUCAGGAGGAUGACAACGAGAUGGAAAGAAUCCAAGCACACGUCGAAAAGUAUCGGAAAUUAGGCUGGAAACUCCUCCCUCAGCAAGACACCAAAGAAUCACCCUCUCCAUCCUUGCAGGUCGAAAGAACACGACGAGUCGGUGAUCAUUUCUCAUGGAAGUUGGCCCUAGAUGUCGAUGGUGUUCAGCCAUCCUCGGUUCCAGAUUACGUUCUUGAGCAUUGUCACUUCGGAAUAAGGUGUAGUAAUAAUUCUAUGGGCACGGAAGCCAGGGAAGAGAGCUACGAAUCUGGAGCAUACGACCUCACAUCCCAUGUUCUCAAGUACAAAUAUACAUAUUCGACCAGCAAAGCAGAUUUCUGGCAUGCAUUCAUGUCUACGCGGCUGCAUGGGUUGAUCAUAGCUGAGUUGAGAGAAGUGGAUGAGGACACACUUCCAGCAUUUUUAGAUCUUUCGGCUCCGGAUGGCACCCGCAAUUCAACAACUUCAUGGCACGUUUCGUGAAACCAGAGACCUGGAAGUUCUACGACGAGCAGAUUCCCGCGUGGUGCGAUGAAUGGGAAAAGGGACGAUGUCUGGGCGAGUUAGUGGAGCAGAUGGCUGCUGUAAUUAUUCAAGGAACUGCUGAGGCUCAAGGAUAGGAUAUGCUAGCUGGUUUGCGUUCAUCAACAUUUGAUCUAAAAUCGAGGGAUUUUCUUUGGACGAAUUUUGUCAGAUACAUCCGUUGAUACAGUGCACAAGGUUACUGUAGCAUUUACAAGCGUGCUCCUGAGCGAAGAAGACGUAGGCUUUGGUCUUGUUUGUGACACAAUGUGCAUUUCUUCGGAAUCCGGCGUUUCUGAGGAAACGAUCUUGUGGCGACAAAUGACUCACUGAAUUCUUGAGCACACGAUAUUAACAGAUCAGGGAGACGAUGUGUUCUGAAGGCACAAAUAGUUUUGAGAUUCUUCAUUG
Cadophora gregata is the source of this 1611-nucleotide messenger RNA. RefSeq lists its product as uncharacterized. The coding region runs from base 13 to 1161 and encodes 382 amino acids. The transcript has 3 exons. Lineage: Eukaryota; Fungi; Ascomycota; Leotiomycetes; Helotiales; Ploettnerulaceae. The record is from RefSeq and is a predicted model, not a curated record.